Meira miltonrushii is the source of this 1679-nucleotide messenger RNA. RefSeq lists its product as uncharacterized. The record is from RefSeq and is a predicted model, not a curated record. The transcript has a single exon. The coding region runs from base 24 to 1508 and encodes 494 amino acids. Lineage: Eukaryota; Fungi; Basidiomycota; Exobasidiomycetes; Exobasidiales; Brachybasidiaceae. Gene Ontology annotation, molecular function: protein binding.
CAUCUUGUCAUCAAAACAAAAUAAUGUCUGUCACAGAAAAGGAAAAACAAAUACCAUCUGAAGAACAAGUGGUUGAAGCAUCUCGAAUCAAAUUGAAUGAGCUACCUACUUUAGGUAUAGCAAAAUUACUAGCACAAUUGCAAACGGAAAAUCAAUGGUCUCUGAGCGAAAAGAGAUUAAAAACAAUAUUAGUCAAAGCUAAUUUACGUCAAUCAAAACCUUCAACGAACGGAAAACAGGACGACGUACCUUCACAUGUACCCUUAUCCCAUUUGGACGCAUCUCUAAACAUUUCAGAUGGAAUCAAAGCCGUUUAUUUUGAUCGUAUAAAAGGUAAAGGAUUGAUUGCCGAUCGAGAUUUCAAGGAAGGACAAACGAUCUUCAACGAAGAUGCUUUCGUUGCUUCUGCUCCUUCACAAGCUAUGCGUCAAGUGGAACAAGGCGAAUUAUGUGCAAGUUGUUUCGCUCCUUUGGCCGGUUCAUUGGUCGUUCGAUGCGGUCAAAAAGAUUGCGAAUCACGCUUUUGCACAAGACUAUGCCAAAUUAGAGCACAAUCUGCACAUCAUGCCAUCCUUUGUCCAGGUCUAAACCCCUCCAUAAAGCCUUUCAAUAAGUUUUUAUCAAUACAAAAAUGGCUUUCGCUUGCAAUUGUCUCAAAAACGUUGGCAAAGAUCUUAUUGACACACUCCAAUCACGCUCCGGCCAGUUUAAAUACGUCACAAAACAACAAACGAACAGAGGAACAACCCAAAUCGUCGCUUGAAGAGAUGAUGUCUCACUUUGAUGCCUUCGCUACCGUUUCGGAAUUGGAACGAAGAGCACGUAAUCCUGGAUGGGAGGUGGAACGAUCAGCGUUUUUGACCAGUAUGCAAGAAGCGCAUUCGUUGUUGUGCAAAGGAUUGGAUCCACGAAUAGAAAGGAAAAAGUGGCCGCUAUGGAGAGAUUUUCCAGUGGAUGUUGCGGAAAGGUUGUUUACUUGGGACAACUUUGUCUUGCUGUUAGGCCGUGCGAAUAUCAAUACCGAAGCACAAGGAGGAAUGUAUCUCGUCCAUAGUCAUUUAAAUCAUUCUUGUUUACCAAAUGUAUCCAUUCGUCAUCCGCCCUCAAGACAUGGAGUACGUCAAGCAACAAAGAUCACAGCUUUGGCCAAAAAGGAUAUCAGAAAAGGAGAUGAGUUAGUGAUCACGUAUCAAGAUCCAUCAUUGGAAUUAUCAAGAAGGAGGAUGUUACUUUGGCGAGAAUAUAUGUUUGGUCCGUGUGAAUGUCAAAGAUGUUUGGAUGAAUUGAACGGUAUGGAUGAAGAAGAAAAGAAAGAGAUGGAAAGUGGAUCAUGGAAAGUGGACGUGAAUGAAGAACAAGAGAUCCAAAAGCGAAAAGAGCAUGCGGAUAUGCUAAAUCAAUUGGAAAAAGAAAGAAAAGACAAAUUACGAUCAGAAGGGAAAGAUGUUGAAGAUGAGAAAGAUAUGAAAGGUAUAGAAGAGGAAUUACGUACCCAUUUAGGUUUUUGAGAGGAGAAGAAGAUUGGACGCAUUCAUAGUCACAACAUGUACACCACCACAUAUACCUUUUCGGCGCCGAAGAUUGUUUUUUAAUCAAAAUCAGAAUAGAAAUCAAUUGAUCAUUUCUAUUAAAUCUUACGUCCGUGCGCUGCAUGACAUGACGGCAAUUCAAUUAUUCCC